UAUUUUAAUAUAUUCAUAAUAAUUUAUUCAAACAAAUAUGUUGUUUUUAUAAACGUUUGUAGUACGAGAAUACAGUCGAUGACAAAAAUGACGAUACUAAGAGUGUUCAUAAACCAAAGCUUAAUAAAGUUAACGAAGAAACAGAAAAAGUAGACAUAACUCAAUCUGAAUCUAAUAACAUUGAGACUUAUAGAUAGGAGAAAAAUGAUGAAAGUCAAUCGCAGUUAGAUAACAUUAAUAACAUGGACGAAGAAUUAACAACAAAUAAUAACACUACUGAGACUAGAGAGGAAAACAAUGAUGAAAGUCAAUCGCAGCUUGAUAACAUGGAGGAAGAUUUAAGCAACAAAUCUCGAUUGCAGUUAUUAAAUAAUAAAGAAAAUGGGAAUGAAAGCAUUAGAUUCAAAUCUGAUUUUCCUCAGUUUAUAGAAAAGCAGAAGACUAAUGAUAACGAGACUGAAUUUGUAAAAAAAAAAAUUAGUAGAAAAGAAACGGAGUAUAAAGUAGAGAUACAAACGGAUGGUGAACAAAGUAAAGAAAACAAAAUUCAAGUUGUUCAAACGAAAAGUGAUAAAAUUAAACCAAAGAUAGUAAGAAAUGAGAUGGUUAACAUUCCAUUUCAAGAUUUAAUAAAGAUAAAAAUGACUGCAUCAGAAACUAAGAAGAAAGUACCUGAAAAUUUUCAAAGUGACAACGAAGUUCCUGCAUUGCAAACUGAUGGCGAUAUAAGUACAUUGAAGAACACAAUUAAAAAAUUGAAAAGUGAAAAUGCACAGUUAGAGAAACGAAAAAAGGAGUUAAAACUGGAAUUAGAAGAGAAAGUAAAAGAAAUAAAGAGAUUAAUGGAUUUAAAUGAGAAUCUUCAAAAUCAUUUAAUCGAAAAAUGUGAAGAACAAAAAGAUGAGAUUAGAAAAUUAGCCAAUGGUAAAGAGAGUACCAAUGAUGGCUACGACAGUAAUUUUCCAUCUUUUCUGAGAACCAGAACUACUGACAACAUCCGAAGGGUUCAUAUUGGUAAUGAUGAGUGGAUACCAGAAAUAGCAUAUAACAGAAUAAAUACCAAAUCAGCAACUGCUCGUCAAUUAGCUGGUAAUAUUCUAAUUGCCGUUUUCGAUGAAGAAAUUCUUCUCACAAGUACCAUUACGGGAAAUGAGAGUAACAAAAAAGGAAAAGGCAACAGAAACUCUGUUAAAAAAUUGGACGAAAAAAAAUCAACGCAUGUGAAAAGUUAUAUGAACAUUUACUAG
Molecule: messenger RNA, 1247 nt
Organism: Nasonia vitripennis (jewel wasp)
Lineage: Eukaryota; Metazoa; Arthropoda; Insecta; Hymenoptera; Pteromalidae
Exons: 5
Coding region: 243-1247 (334 amino acids)
Source: RefSeq, a predicted model, not a curated record